AUGACGCAGCACAGCGUCGCGCGGGCGUACAGUAUCAUGCAGGAAGUGCACCAGCUGCGCGACAAAGCUCACUAUCUCUCCGAGAGAAACGCCGACUUGGCGAAAGCGCUGACCUGGACGAAGCAAGAGCUGACAAAAGCUCGGGCAGCGCAGACCGCUGUGUUUUCCGGAACAGUGUUACAGUGGAUGGAAGCAAGAUGCAAGCCCUGUGAAGGUACGUACGAAACGGGUGCUCUGAGUCGCGCGUCGCAGGAAGCUCACUGGAUGUUUGCAGUACAACACAAAGCGACUCAGUGCAGCUUUCGAGAACGUGAUGAAGCUGAUGAGGAAUAUCAGCAGUUCGAGCUAGACCCGCCACUUUCACCUGCACAUCGAUUCGACAGUGUGCAGACUGGUUAUUCGCGUUCGCGCACGUCGUCGCCUACUGCGAAUGCCGUAACGAGUGAGUUGGAGCGUUCGGGGUGCAAACGGAACGGGAACACUGACCUGCUGGUCACGGAUGAAUGGCAGGCCGAUGAAGACUAUGAUGGCCCAAUAGAACGCAAAGCCACGGACGAUCGCACAAAGUCGAAACAAGCGACCGGGUCAUCUAUGUGCACCAGAGACAGCACUGGACGAGAUCGUGUUGAUAGUCUAGCCGAGCAACAUCGGCACAUAUAUUCGUCUCCUGCCGUCUUCUGUUCAGAUUCGAGGCGAACAAAGACUGCUGUAACAAAGCGAUUGCGCCAGAGAGGCACGAGUGUGUCGUACGUCGAGCCCAAGUUGAACACGAAGCUACGUCGGGGCGACUACUACGGUUUAGGCAAGCAGGCAGCUCGGGCGAGAAAACACGGUCGCAGAUCAGGACACCGUGCGACGGCUGAUACGCGUUGCACGGAUUCAGCCUCCAUGUCAGGUUCCUUCAGUCAGCAGUUUAGCCCCUGUUGCCGUCAUAGAGCCAUGAGGUCGGUCCAGCGCAUCUCGUAUGCGGAGCCCAAGCUGAACACGAAGCUCCGUCGGGACCAGAAUGUGGUGCCGCGAACAGAGACCGACGGCGAGCACAAUGCGACGUCUGCGGGCAAGACCGCGUCGGUAGCUACGAACCCCAACAGCUUCGAGGAGCAGUACACGCUCGGCAAGGUCAUCGGUUCCGGCACGUUCUCGGUAGUGCGCACAGCUGUGCACAAUCCCACGGCCCAGCGCUAUGCUAUCAAGUGCAUUAAGCGCGACGGUUUGGUAGCGGAGGACAUUGAGGCUUUGACGACGGAAGUUGCGAUUUUGAAGCAGAUGAACCAUCCGAACAUAAUGAUUCUUCACGACUUUUUCGUCGAAGACAAGUUUUACUACUUGGUGACCGAGUUCAUGGAGGGCGGCGAGCUGUUUGACCGGAUCGUUGAGAAAUCGUACUACAAUGAGAGGGAAGCCCGCGAUCUGGUAAAGCUGCUUUUGGAAGCCAUCAAGUACUGUCACGAUGCGAACGUUGUGCACCGUGACUUGAAGCCGGAGAAUCUCCUGUUGACCAGCAAGGAUGAUGAUGCAUCCAUUAAAUUGGCAGACUUUGGUUUCGCAAAGAGGGUCGAGUUCAAUAGUGAGGGUCUCGUUACAGCUUGCGGUACUCCCGGAUACGUCGCACCGGAGAUUCUCGAGGGCAAGUCGUACGGCAAGACGGUAGACAUUUGGAGCAUUGGCGUCAUCACCUACAUCUUGCUCUGUGGCUACCCUCCGUUUCACGACGACAACCACAAUGCUCUGUUCAAGAAGAUCAAGAAGGGCAAGUUCGAGUUCGAUUCGCCGUACUGGGACCACGUCUCCGACGAUGCCAAGGACCUUAUCUUGGAGAUGCUCGUCGUGGACCCAGAGAAACGGGCAACGGUGGAUCAGCUGUUGGCACACCGCUGGGUCACGGGUACGGAGGUGGCGACUGUGCAGCUCACGAGCGCAUUGGAGGAACUUCGCCGCUUCAACGCGCGCCGCAAGUUCAAGGCCGCCGUCAGCACAGUGUCUGCGACCGUCGGACUCAGCAAAAGGUACAGCAAGUCGUACAGCCAACCGCAGUCAUUGCUGGAUGCGUCCAUUGGCGAUGACCCUGUGGACGUGUCGGACGUCUCGCCAGACACAGUGGAUCCAGACGACAGCGGCGAGACUGCACAAUGGAAAACGUAG
Molecule: messenger RNA, 2142 nt
Organism: Hyaloperonospora brassicae
Lineage: Eukaryota; Oomycota; Peronosporomycetes; Peronosporales; Peronosporaceae
Source: the annotation of a GenBank genome assembly